Molecule: messenger RNA, 713 nt
Organism: Belonocnema kinseyi
Lineage: Eukaryota; Metazoa; Arthropoda; Insecta; Hymenoptera; Cynipidae
Gene: ND-B17.2
Product: probable NADH dehydrogenase [ubiquinone] 1 alpha subcomplex subunit 12
Exons: 4
Coding region: 179-598 (139 amino acids)
Biological process (GO): mitochondrial respiratory chain complex I assembly; response to oxidative stress
Cellular component (GO): membrane
Source: RefSeq, a predicted model, not a curated record
GACCUUGAGUGACGGGUGACUGCACAGCCCUGGCUAGCAGGGCUGCCAAGAGCAUGGCCAAGAAUCACCACCCUGUGCCUGUCACAAAUUUCCAGUUGUCUGAUGACUGUUCAAUCGAUAACUGAGUGAGUCAAGUGAGUGUCGUCUGCUGUUCAAAACAGAGGGCUCACGGAUAAAAAUGGCCAAGUUACUCGGGUUAGAUAAGCUCGCAAGAUUCUUCCGUAUUAUUCGUGAGAACGGAGGUAUCUUCGGAUCAUUGCGCACCAUAUUUAGGGUAGAUGAGUUGAAAACUGGAACACUGGUUGGUGAAGACAAAUAUGGAAAUAAGUACUAUGAAAAUGACAUGUACUUCUAUGGUCGCAAUCGAUGGGUAAUAUACUCAGAAAGAGUAGGUUUGAACUAUGAUGGAUCUCAAGUACCAGCAGAGUGGUUCGGCUGGCUGCACUACAAGACCGAUUUGCUACCACAUCAGGAUCCCUCAAGACCGAAAUAUAAAUGGAUGGCUGAUCAUGUUUCUAAUAUGUCUGGUACGAGUAAAGCUUACAUGCCCUAUAGUACUACUCGGCCGAAAAUAGAAGCAUGGAAACCACCAAAUUAGAUCAUUUUUAAUGCAAACAGGUAGACAGAUAUCGUUUCGAUCUGUAAAAAUACUAUAAUUAUUUUCGCGAGUCGUAUAUAUACGUAAACGUUAAUAAAAGAUUUGUUUAAGCGUA